Capronia epimyces CBS 606.96 is the source of this 1578-nucleotide messenger RNA. RefSeq lists its product as uncharacterized. NCBI's taxonomy places the organism in Eukaryota, Fungi, Ascomycota, Eurotiomycetes, Chaetothyriales, Herpotrichiellaceae. Bases 1 to 1578 code for a protein of 525 amino acids. The record is from RefSeq and is a predicted model, not a curated record. Gene Ontology annotation, molecular function: transmembrane transporter activity. Gene Ontology annotation, biological process: transmembrane transport. The transcript has a single exon. Gene Ontology annotation, cellular component: membrane.
AUGAGCAACUAUGGCACGGAUGCCAAACAGGGGAGGGCGGAUGUCUCUGUGAUAUCGGCCUCCCCGAUCAGCCCGAGCUCGCUGGACGGAAAGGAAGCCGAAUCCGAUCGGAAACAGCUCAGCUCUGCCGACAUCAAGGCGGUUAACGAUGAAAUCGAGGUCGAAAUCGACCCGAAAGAAGAGAGAGCGUUUGUGUGGCGACUCGACCUGUUUUUCUUGACCGUCGGCUUUCUCGGCUACACGUUCAAGUAUCUCGACCAGACCAACAUCAGCAACGCGUACGUGUCCGGGAUGAAAGAAGACCUUCGACUGAACGGCAACGAACUGAACUACUUCACCACCUACUUCAACAUCGGGUACAUGGUGAUGCUGUACCCGUCGUGCAUCACUGUGUCCUACUUCGGCCCGUCAGUGUGGCUGCCUUCGUGCGAGGUGAUCUGGGGCGUCUUGACCUGCUGCCUGUCGACCGUGACCCAUGCCAGGCAGGUGUACGGGCUGCGCUUCCUGAUCGGGUUUUUCGAAGCCUCGGCCUGGCCGUCAUACUAUACGCUGAUCAGCCAGUGGUACCUGCCGCACGAGAUCGCGCUCCGCAUGUCUAUAUAUAACAUAGCGCAACCUGUCGGGGCCAUGAUGUCGGGCGCGAUGCAGGGCGCGCUGGCCACCAACUUCGACGGCAAACUGGGCCGAGCCGGCUGGCGAUGGGCGUUCAUCAUCAAUGGCGCCUGUACCAUCUUCGUCGCUCUGUUGGGCUACGCCAUUCUCCCCGGCUACCCGGAGCGGCCGAACCCGUUGUCCAGGUUCUACCUUAAGCCUCGCCAUCUGCAGAUCGCCGCGGCACGAGGCCGCCGCGUGGGCCAGAAGCCACAGAUCGGGAUCACGCCGCUCCGGUUCCUGCGCGCCCUGACCUUCUGGCAGCUGUGGGUGUUUGCCGUCGCCUGGGCGUUUGGCGGAAACACCACGCCGAGCAACUACUUCAACCUGUGGCUCAAGUCGCUCACGAACCCGGACGGCUCCAAGAAAUACAGCGUCGGCAUGAUCAACUACCUGCCCAUCAUCGGUCAGGCCAUCCAGCUGGUGGCCGAGAUCCUGUUCAGCGGCUUCAGCGACUACACGGGCCGCCGCCUCCCCUUCCUGCUGCUGCACUCGGUCAUCAACAUCACCUCGCUGGUCAUCUUGGUCAUCCGGCCCAGCAGUGAGAGCGCCUACAUGGCCGGCUGGUACCUCAACUAUGUCGGCGGCGUUUCCAUGAUGCUUCUCCUGGCCUGGGCCUCCACCCACCUCUACCACGAGCCCGAGGUGCGCACCAUCCUCUUCGCCACCGGCACUUUCUUCAGCUAUAUCCUCAGCGCCUUUGUUCCCAUCGCCGUCUAUCCGGCCAAGGAAGCCCCUCACUGGCACAUUGGCGCCAAGCUGUACCUUGCCUUCGCCGUCUUCUCUGCAGUCCUUUUCGUCGCCAUCUGGUUCAUUUUCAGAUGGGACACUAAGAGGAUCGAGAAGAAGGCCAUCAAAGCCCGUACCGUUGGGGAACCGGAUAAUGCCAGUGCCAAUUCCGCCAAUUCCACCCACUCCGUUCCAUGA